AUGUGGCGUCAAACCGGGGAACAGACUUAUGUUGACGUGAAAACCACUUCUGGUGUAGUGAGGGGUCAGACAAUACAGGUAUUGAACACAACUCUUAAUGUGUUUAUAGGUAUACCUUAUGCCGAACCCCCGGUCGGAAAGCUUAGGUUUGCUAAACCAGAACCUAUUAAAACACCCAUAAAAGAUAUAAUAGAUGCGACUAAACCUAAGGAUUCAUGCACUCAGAAUCCAAUGCAGUUUUUCCCAAACUUGACAUUUAGUGAAAACUGUUUAUAUGUAAGCAUAUGGACAACAAAUGUUGAAACCAAUAACCCAUCGAAAGAUGUAAAACUAAAACCAGUUAUGUUUUACAUACACGGAGGAGGUUUGAGUGGGGGCUCAGUAUUUAGUCAAGACAUAAGUGUGUUGGCCACCAAAGAUGUGGUGUUUGCCUCAACCAGCUAUAGAUUGGGUCAAUUAGGCUUUCUAUAUGGGGAUCGGGAGGACGCGCCCGGAAAUGUCGGUUUUUACGACCAGUUAUUGGCACUGAAUUGGGUCAGAGAUAACAUUCAUGUCUUUGGUGGGGAUAGGGAUCAGAUCACUAUAUUUGGUGGAAGUGCUGAGUUCAAUAAAUACUCAAAAGCGAUGACAUAUCCGGUGUUGGGGACAGACUUUCUUCCGAUUUCUGCACAAAAAGCGUUUCACGAAAAUAAAUUCAAUUCAGAUGUUGACAUAAUAGCCGGUAUCGCCACCAACGAAGGCUCAUCAUUUGGUAUAUUCUUUGGAGUCAUGCCCUUUGGGAACACCACUUUGGAUGAUAUUAAAAAGGCUAUCAAUACAGUCAAUGCUGAUUACCAUAAUCUCGAUGUUAAUAAACUGGAUGAGUUUUAUUUGAAAAAUAUUGAUACAACAAAUUCAUUGGCGUUGAGGGAAGCCUUUUAUGAAUUACUCGGCGAUUUAAUAAUGAAAUGUCCCACAUACUAUUUUGCCAAACAAUUUGCUACAAGUGUUCAAAAUAGGAAAAAUAUUUAUUUCUACCAGGUCACAUACAUGAGCAAACCAUAUGCUAAGCAAUCAUACUGCGAUAUGCCGGGGAUGGGUAUAUGUCACUGCGCUGAGACUGAUUUUGUAUUUGGACAGCCAUUCAUAACACCCGAUAUUUAUACUGAAGUGGACAGACAGUUUAGUUUGGAUGUCAUGAAUAUGUGGACUAAUUUUGCCAAAUAUGGGUACAUUAUUUGA
This is a messenger RNA of Oppiella nova, 1221 nucleotides long. The record is from the annotation of a GenBank genome assembly. NCBI's taxonomy places the organism in Eukaryota, Metazoa, Arthropoda, Arachnida, Sarcoptiformes, Oppiidae.